GUCAUAUUGCUAUUAUGGAUUCAAGGUUAUUAAAUGUAGUCUAUGAUGAUCCGUUUGACGGAAAUUUUACAAAAUAUGACAAUGAUACAGAUUUUUGGUCCAGUGGAGCGAGCGAUACCAUGGGUAUGCAAUUAACAGAGACAUUGCAUGGCAUAUUGCCCAUAGCGCCAACCGAUGAUUUUGGCAAAGAAGAAAAUGUAAACGCGUUGGGCUUACAGAGUGGUAACAAAAAUGCGUUUUCGUAUGAAGAUUUUGCUGGACAGCACUUAACAGCUGGUGGUGCCAUUGAAAUAGUAACGGUUGAUCCGAAUGCUGAUGGCUAUGACAGUGAUGAGAGUGACGACGACGAUGAUGAGGAUGAUGAUGAUGGUGACGUUAUUCAAACUAAUGCUGUACAUCAUAAUGGUCUAAUUGAAUUUGAUCGACAAAGCCAGUGCAGCAAUUUAACAUUUCGUACAAGAACAGAUAGUUCUUCCAUUGGAGACUAUGAGUCACACACAAGUGAUUAUGAUGAUAGUGACGAUGAGGAUGAUGACGAUGAUGAUGAUCAUCUCAUUUCACCUGAUGAAAAUCUAAUUUUGGACACAACAUCGUAUCAUAAAAAUCGUACUAUCAGUACAAAUACCAUUAAUUCCGAUGUCGAUGGUUUGGGUUUGAAUAUCGAUGCCAGUAAUUUUGAUUUAGCUGAGUUUAUAACUAAAGAUGAUUUUACGUUAAAUCCCAUAAAUGAGGACGAUGACGAUCUAUCAUCAAUUGCAAUAACAAAUCAUGGCAUAACAGCAACAGCAGCAACAACAACAUCAUCUUUAGCUUCCUCGUCAGGAGGAGCAGCAACAAAAACACUAAUUUCAUCAUCGAAAACAAUUGAUUCCGAUUCAGAGUCGGAUAUAAUUGUUGAUGUGGAAACCGUUGAAGCUGAUGAUGAUGAUGACAACUCAUUGAAUUCGCUGAGAAAAGCAUCGGAUCUAUUAAAACCACAAAUGGAAAUGGCGGCGGCGCCUGCGGUAAUGGAACCAUUAAAGCCACAACAACAAGAGCAGCAGCAAGAAGAAGAUAUAACAUUUGUUGAUAAUACAACAAAAGACCCCUCCUGGAGUCCACCGGGACCCCAACAAACGUCGAAGAAACUGGAAAGUGUUAAAAAUGAGGAAAAAUCAUCAAAGUCAUCGACACCCAACAGAAAUAUUACAUUAGUUCCUAAUAAAAAACAAUGUGACCUAUUAAAGGGGAAAUUUGGCAAGGGUAAAGCGGCAAAGGUGGUCAACCACCAGAAACCACCAGCAAAAGUAACAAAAACCAAUCCCAACGCAACAUCAACUGCUGCUACUCAUCCUCAUUCUGCUCCUGCACAGGAAAGAAAAACCGGCAUUGGUAUGGGUGGAAAAAAUUUAGCCUUGUUGCGGUAUCAUGAACGUAGCAGCAGUAGUAUAUCGGAACCCAGUUCAGAAGAAAAUACAACACCUAUUAAAAUUCAAAAUCCCAUAAAAAUAGAACAGAAGGCGGCUCCAUUAAUAACAACAACACCAUCAACAACAAUGCAAGUACAUAAAAAAGAGCAACAGGAACAAGAGACAACAGCAACAACCUCACCUCAAAUGUGUAAAAGCAAUAGGGCUGCAACAACAACAACAAGCUCACCUCAAAAGGUAUCAGGUGCAGCCGCAGCAGCAGCAUGUAAGAGGAAAUUAAAUUUAGAAGAAUAUAAAAAGAGACGUGGAGAUACAACACCAUUGGCAAUGCUACAAGAAGCUAAAACAAAAUUACAAUCUUAUAAAAUUCCAAAAUUAGAAGAUAAAUCGACGACAAAUAAACAAAUUACCCCGACAACACAACAAACACAAAAACACAGCGAAGCUGUUAAAUCGGUUGUCAAAACCCUCAAAGAGCAACAACAACAGCAACAGCAACAAAAAAUCCAAGUUGUAGAUCCCAUUACCGAGGCUAAAAACAAAGUUCUACGCAUGCAGGAAUUGAAAAAGGCCCAACAAAUGCGCAUUAUUGACUCCACAAUAUCGGCAAAGGUACCGCGCGUCACAAAACUUCCACCACUCAGGGAAAUUGUAAAGGAUUCACCCUAUUUCAAUGAUGCCGACAAUGCCACACAAUCUUUUAAAUGCCAUCCCGACUACGAAGAAAUUAUCAUAGUCUCGGCUAGUUGUAAUACAGACAUUUCAAUACCACCCAUACCGAAUUCCAGUAUACAACCUGUAAAUACAGCCACCAGAUCGUUGCUUAAAUCUUCAGCAUUGCUAUCGUCCAUUACCAACACGUUCCAAAAAGUCAAAGCUGUUGAUAAUGGCAAAAUAUCGACAAGUUCCCUUAUUGCUAGCAUACAGGAUGUGGUGGUGAAGAAAACCUUACCGGUUGAGAAUAGUGACGAGGACGCCAACAACACAACCUCCUCCGCCUCAAAUGAUGCUCAACAAAAGUCCGAACAACAUGGUGAGGAUAAAAUCAUUAUGCACUUGCGUAAGGAUAGAAUACGAAAACGUACCUCAACCAUAGCCAUACAAACUGAUUUGCAACCAGAAUUUCCACCGCUGCCAUUGCCCAAAGGCGCCAUGCAACAUAAAUCUCGUGAACGUAUGCGCAAACAUCGCAAACGUCAAUAUCGCAAACACAAGGACACCACAUUGUCAUCAUUAUCUUCGGAAUAUUCAUCCGAUGAACAAUCGGAUCAUUCCAAUGCAUCAUCGAUUUUACGUUCACGUGAUAACAGCUCCUCAUCGUCUAUCGAACGAAUGCGUACCUAUGACAGUGCCAUUGGAACUGGUGGUUAUUCCUCAAGAAGUAGUCGUAAACAUCGUAGCUCUAUGUCAUCAUCGUAUUCUGAAUCGUUAGAUCGUGAGGCUCGAGGUCGUCGUCAACGGCGUACAAGUUACAAACAACGUUCGUCGCGUAAACUUUCAUCCGGUUCACCGUACAGCAGUUCCACGUCAUAUACAUCCGAUUCUGAUCGUUCUCGCAGUCCAUUAUAUAGGCGUUCACGUAGCCGAUCAACAUCACGCGGCGAUGGUUCACGUUCGAGACGUUCAAGUUAUCGUCAGAAUAAAAAGAAUUUUGUCGAUCGCAAUGUCUCACAACCAGCGGUCGAAGAACGUCGUAUUGUCUACGUUGGUCGCAUCGAACAGGAAACGACUAAGGAUAUGCUGAGGCGUAAAUUUUUACCCUAUGGCACAAUUAAACAAAUUAGCAUACACUAUAAGGAUACGGGCAUGAAAUAUGGAUUUGUGACAUUUGAAAGAUCACAGGAUGCAUUCAAUGCCAUCGAUAAUAGUACACGUGAUCCGCAGAUAAAUAUGUAUGAUGUCAGUUUUGGCGGUAGAAGAGCUUUUUGCCGGGCAUCUUAUGCUGAUUUGGAUAAUGCCGGCAUUAAUACCUAUCAAUCGUAUGUUUUUCCACAACAACAACAGCAACCCAAAGAAGAAGAUUCAUUUGAGGCUUUACUUAUGAAAAUGAAAGCAAAAUUGAGUGCUAAUAAAAAUACAACAUCGGCGGCACCACAAUCGUCAUCAUCGUCACCAACGAUACCUUCGUCAUCAUCUACGUCUACAACAACAACACCUUUGGCCAGUACAGAUAAUACAAACACCAAUAACAAUAACAAAAUUGCCAAUGGUAAAAUUUGA
Molecule: messenger RNA, 3629 nt
Organism: Musca vetustissima
Lineage: Eukaryota; Metazoa; Arthropoda; Insecta; Diptera; Muscidae
Gene: srl
Exons: 7
Coding region: 15-3629 (1204 amino acids)
Biological process (GO): positive regulation of transcription by RNA polymerase II
Cellular component (GO): nucleus
Molecular function (GO): transcription factor binding; RNA binding
Source: RefSeq, a predicted model, not a curated record